This is a messenger RNA of Phragmites australis (common reed), 1644 nucleotides long. RefSeq names its product putative magnesium transporter MRS2-H. The record is from RefSeq and is a predicted model, not a curated record. Bases 159 to 1493 code for a protein of 444 amino acids. Gene Ontology annotation, molecular function: magnesium ion transmembrane transporter activity. Lineage: Eukaryota; Viridiplantae; Streptophyta; Magnoliopsida; Poales; Poaceae. The transcript is spliced from 3 exons. Gene Ontology annotation, biological process: magnesium ion transport.
GGACGCCAGGCACCGCGCGACGCUCGCGAUCAAACCUCUCACUCUCGGCUGCUUCCGCCGCUCCGCUCAUCACCCUGCACCGUCCAAAACCCCACCGCUACCUCUUCGCCCUCUCCGCACUAUGGUCUCCGCCUUGCCGCCGCCGCAGACAUCGCCGCAUGGGUAGGCGAUCAGGCAGCGGCGGCAGAAAGCCGCCGCCCUUCCUCUCCCCGUCCUCCUCCAAGCGCUCCCGCCCCGUCCGCCGCCUCCCGUCCAUUCCCAAGCCGCCUCUCGCGCUGGUGGCGCCCUUCACCGGGAGGAGAAGGAAGAAGGCGCCUGCCCGGCUGUGGAUGAGGAUGGAUCGAUGGGGUGGCUGCGAGGUAUUCAUGUGCGACAAGGCCUUCGUCGCUGAACGCUCCGGGGUGCACAUCCGCGACCUCUGCGUCGUCGGACCCCUUCUCUCCCGCUCCCCCAGCAUCCUCGCUAGAGAGAAGGCUAUGGUAAUCAAUCUAGAACUCAUAAGAGCAAUUGUUACCGCUGAUGAAGUCCUGCUACUGGAACCUCUUGCUCAGGAGGUUCUCCCUUUCGUAGAUAAAUUGAGGCAGCAUUUCCCAUUGAAAAGUCUGGAGGUUGACGUUGGGGCCAGACAUGUGGAUGAUCAGGAUGGCAAGUAUGCCAAAACUGGUGCUGAGUCUGAGCUUCCUUUUGAGUUUCAGGUGUUGGAGCUCGCCCUGGAAGCUGUAUGCUUGUCAUUCAAUUCCAGCGUAUCUGAUCUUAAUAGGCAUGCCAUUUUUGUGCUGGAUGAAUUGACAAAGAAUUUGAGCACUAGGAAUCUUGAACGUGUUCGGAGCCUGAAAAGCAAUCUCACGAGUCUACUUGCUAGUGUGCACAAGGUCAGAGAUGAAGUAGAGCAUGUUUUGGAUGAUAAUGAAAACAUGACACGACUACACAUAUCGAGGAAGCAAACAAAAAGUCAGCAGGAUGAAGCUCUACUGUCUUCUGCUUUUUCAAAUAGCAAUUUUCCUCCCGAAACAAGCCUGGCUAGACCAAAUUCUAUUAUUAAGCAAAGCAUGGGCAUUGCUACGAGUGUGCCAUUAGACAGCGAUGCGGAUAACCUAGAGAUGUUACUUGAAGCCUAUUUCAUGCAGCUGGAUGGAAUUCGCAACAGACUUGUGUCGGUCUGUUCUUUCAUUUCUCCCAACCUUGUACUGCAUGAAUCAUACCAUCCCCAGGCAUCCAUUGAUAUUACAAUUUACAAAUAUACUUUGCAGUUGUCUUAUUUUUUUAAACUUGUGCUUAUUCAACAUUAUAUUAUUAUCAUCCAGAGGGUUUUCAUCUUGUUUAUUAUGGACCAAACUAGUGAAAAUGGAAAGUCUCAUGCAUUCCUUUGUAUUUUUGUAGUAAAUGGUUGCAGUUUCAUUGGACUGAUGGAAGCUAACAUGAUGUUUGGCCAGAGACUUAGAUUUCUUAUGGUAAUUCCUAUCCGUAUCAUGCAAAUAACUCUUCUUUGGUAAAUUUAACAGGUCCGAGAAUAUAUCGUUGACACAGAAGUUUGCAUCAACAUCCAGCUUGACAACCAACGGAAUGAACUUAUUCGGUUCCAUCUGACACUGAUCAUCGCAUCCUUUGGCAUAGCCAUCAACACAUGGAUAGUUGCAUCUUUUG